AUGGCCACGGGAACAGUGGAGUGGGUGCCGGAUGACCAGGUCAGCGAGUGCCCACUGUGCACACGGCGUUUCAGCACCACCAAGCGGAAGCAUCACUGUCGAGCUUGCGGUCGCGUCGUCUGUGGCAGCUGCAGUGGGAACCAGCUCUAUCUGCCCAGCUACCAAAAGGAGGAGCGGGUGUGUGACCGAUGCUUCGACCUUCUUCGGCAUGACAAAGGGAGGCCGAUGAACGAGUCGAUGAUGGAGAACAAGCAGCUGGAGGCAUCGCUAAAAAGCGACCUCCGGGAGAAGCAGCAGCAGGAAGAGUGGUUUAGGAGCUUCUUGCUGAAGGUGCGGGGCGAUGCCGGGGACGCUGCGGGCAGCGAGCCAGACUCUUCUUCGGAGGGCGAGCUCAGGGCGCUCCUCGCCGGAGCGCGAAACCGAUGGACGGAGGCCUGCGCACGCGCCGGGCGCCAGAAGAUGGCAACCGAGGAGCUUCAGUCGCGUUGCGAGGAGCUGGAGCGGGAGUGCGUCGAGAAGCAGGAAGCCAUCGCAAAGCUCUCGCGCGCCAUAAAGACCACCGAGUCGAAUCUCAAAGUGCGUCCGAAGCUGCAGAGCGAGUGCGAACAGCUGAGCCGCACCAACAAGAGCCUCCAGCAAGAGCUGGACGGCCUGCGCCAGCGGACCCAGGCUCUCGAGGCACACCUGCCCACAAGAAGCAGCUCCUUCCAGUCCUUCUUGUCAGUUGGGACGUCCUUCCAGCUCACGAGGAUGGAGGAGUGCAGAUAUCACUGCCGCCGCCGGUGUUCCGUGAUGUGA
Molecule: messenger RNA, 798 nt
Organism: Symbiodinium natans
Lineage: Eukaryota; Dinophyceae; Suessiales; Symbiodiniaceae
Source: the annotation of a GenBank genome assembly